This is a messenger RNA of Exophiala mesophila, 534 nucleotides long. RefSeq lists its product as uncharacterized. Gene Ontology annotation, cellular component: mitochondrion. Bases 1 to 534 code for a protein of 177 amino acids. The record is from RefSeq and is a predicted model, not a curated record. The transcript is spliced from 2 exons. Lineage: Eukaryota; Fungi; Ascomycota; Eurotiomycetes; Chaetothyriales; Herpotrichiellaceae.
AUGGACAUGGCUCCUCCUGUCAUUCCAGAAUCACGACCUCAGACCACCGCACCUGUUCCCUCCUCUCAACCACAACGUAACCUAUUAAAUCCUCUCCCCCUCUCGGCAUCUCAAGAAGCUCAAGUUCGAGACAUUUAUUACAAGCGAGUCCGCUCAAGAUGUGCCGAUGAAAUUAAAGAUUUUGCCGCUUGUGCCGCUGGCCGCACCUUCACUAUUCCUUGGACAUGUCGUGCUCAGCAAUUCGCCAUGAACAGUUGCAUGAUUGCUCACGCCACCAAGGCCGAAUCUGAUGCCGCGCGAGAAGAAUGGUUCGCUGGACGCAUGGAGCAGAAAAGUAAAAGGGAUGCCGAAGCCAUCGAAAUUGAGAAGCGAAGGGCCGAGAUUAUUGAAAUGACGAGAAGGCAAGAGGAGAAGGAAAGACUGGAGGCCGAGAGAACCAGAGCUCAAAAUUCGACAAAGCAGUCACAAAAACGGAAUGAGUCACCAGAUGCUAUCAACAACGAGCCAAAAAAAGGCUGGUUUUGGGGGAAAUGA